Ochotona curzoniae (black-lipped pika) is the source of this 1101-nucleotide messenger RNA. RefSeq names its product leucine rich repeat containing 19 (gene LRRC19). The transcript is spliced from 4 exons. Gene Ontology annotation, cellular component: plasma membrane. Gene Ontology annotation, biological process: positive regulation of non-canonical NF-kappaB signal transduction; interleukin-8 production. The coding region runs from base 1 to 1101 and encodes 366 amino acids. Gene Ontology annotation, molecular function: signaling receptor activity; protein binding. The record is from RefSeq and is a predicted model, not a curated record. NCBI's taxonomy places the organism in Eukaryota, Metazoa, Chordata, Mammalia, Lagomorpha, Ochotonidae.
AUGAAAGUCACAGGCAUCACAGCCUUCCUUUGGCUUCUCUCCAUGCUAUUACCGGACAAGAGCCAGACUUCUAAAACAGAAAUUAAAUGUAAUUUCACUGAAAAGAAAUACUAUUUGAUUCCAGCGAAUAUCAGUAAAGAUGUUACCAUACUUGACCUCAGUUAUAACCAAAUUACUCUCAAUGUUACAGACACAAAGGUUCUACGGCAGUAUUCCUCACUCAGUGAGCUCUAUUUAAUUGGGAAUAAAGUUACUAUCUUAUAUAAUAAUAGCUUCCACAGCCUCUCCAAUCUAGAAAUUUUAAAUAUCUGUAACAACUUCAUCUCUGUAAUUCAACAAGAUGCAUUUAGAGGUUUACAUAAACUCAAAGAGUUACAUGUCUGCCAAAAUCAUAUAUCACAACUGAAUCCUGAUGUAUUUGUGCCUCUAAAAAACCUAAAAUUUCUAAAUCUACAAGGUAAUUCAAUAAGCUAUUUGGAUGUACCACAAUUAUUUCAUUUGGAAUUAAUAAUUUUAUAUGGAAAUCCAUGGAACUGCUCCUGUAGUCUAUACAAUUUACAGAAAUGGUUGAACACAUCAAAUGUGACACUAGAGAAUGAGAACAUGACCACGUGUAACUAUCCUGAUACUCAACAGAAGUAUAAUAUCAAAACAGCCCCUUAUGCAGCUGAAUGCCACUCAAUAUUCACUUCACCUGUAAUGGGAAAUCCUGACCUUUAUUUUCAAUUCAUCACCAAUAAUGGUUCUCUGAACAACUUAACAGGAAAUUCAGAACAUGAACCUCUCGGAAAAAGUUGGGCUUUUCUUGUCGGUGUUGUUAUCACUGUACUCAUUACUUCGUUCCUUAUCUAUAUGGCUAUCAAGUGCCCCGUAUGGUACAAUCUUCUGGUCAGUUACAACCAUCAUCGCCUGGAAGAACACGAAGCAGAAACAUAUGAAGAUGGCUCUACCGGAAACCCAACUUCUCUUUCAGAGAUACCAGACGCAAACCCUGCAGACACUACAGUAAUAUUUGAACAAUUACAUUCAUUUGUCAUAGAUGAUGAUGGCUUUAUUGAAGACAAGUAUAUAGAUACGCACGAAAUACACGAAGAAAAUUAA